Messenger RNA from Limanda limanda (common dab), 1728 nucleotides. RefSeq names its product p21 protein (Cdc42/Rac)-activated kinase 1 (gene pak1). NCBI's taxonomy places the organism in Eukaryota, Metazoa, Chordata, Actinopteri, Pleuronectiformes, Pleuronectidae. The transcript is spliced from 15 exons. Gene Ontology annotation, cellular component: cytoplasm. The record is from RefSeq and is a predicted model, not a curated record. Gene Ontology annotation, molecular function: ATP binding; protein serine/threonine kinase activity. Bases 1 to 1728 code for a protein of 575 amino acids. Gene Ontology annotation, biological process: regulation of MAPK cascade; regulation of actin cytoskeleton organization; intracellular signal transduction.
AUGUCCGAUAAUGGGGAGGUCGAGGACAAGCCCCCUGCUCCGCCCAUGAGGAACACCAGCACCAUGAUUGGCUCCUGCAACAAGGACCCCGCCCCCCUCAACCACAGCUCCAAGCCCCUCCCACCAAACCCGGAAGACAAGAAGAAGAAAGAUCGCUCGAUCCGAUUCAUCCUGACCGGAGGAGGCGAUAAGACCUAUAAGAAAAAGGAGCGUCCAGAAAUUUCCCUGCCUUCAGAUUUUGAACACACCAUCCAUGUGGGCUUCGAUGCUGUUACCGGGGAGUUUACUGGCAUGCCGGAGCAGUGGGCCCGGCUCUUGCAGACGUCCAACAUCACCAAGUUGGAGCAGAAGAAGAAUCCUCAGGCCGUCCUCGACGUUUUAAAGUUCUACGACUCAAAGGACACGGCAAAUAGCCAGAAAUACAUGAGCUUUACAGAUAAAAAUGCAGAUGCCUACAGUUCCUCCACAACAACGAGCGCCAAGGCCGUCUCAGAGACGCCCGCCAUAGCAACCGUAUCCGAGGACGAGGACGAGGAUGAAGCCGAGCCACCGCCGGUGAUCGCCCCCCGACCAGAGCACACCAAAUCAAUAUACACUCGCUCAGUGAUCGAGCCCCUCCCUCUUCUCCCUCCGACCAAAGAUGCAGCGACCUCCCCCAUCAACCCGCCAGCCGCUGCAGCCACCGCCGCCACCGCCACCGCCACCGCCCCCCCGCCUGCAGAGGGGGCUCCCAGCAGCCCCCCCAGCGCGAGCCCGGCCCCUGGACCUUCCCUGUCCCGCCCCCAGGACAAAACCAGGAAGAAGAAGAUGUCAGACGAGGAGAUUCUGGAGAAACUACAUGUGCUCAGGUCUCCCUCUGCUGGGACGAUUGUAAGUGUUGGAGACCCCAAGAAGAAAUACACACGGUUUGAGAAGAUCGGACAGGGGGCGUCUGGGACGGUGUACACUGCCAUCGACAUCGCUACAGGACAGGAGGUCGCCAUCAAACAGAUGAACCUGCAGCAGCAGCCGAAGAAAGAACUGAUCAUCAAUGAGAUUCUGGUGAUGAGGGAAAAUAAAAACCCGAACAUUGUCAACUACCUGGACAGUUACCUGGUGGGUGACGAGCUGUGGGUGGUGAUGGAGUACCUGGCCGGAGGUUCGUUGACUGACGUCGUCACGGAAACCUGCAUGGAUGAAGCCCAGAUCGCUGCUGUGUGCAGAGAGUGUCUGCAGGCGUUGGAGUUCCUCCACUUUAACCAGGUCAUCCAUCGAGACAUCAAGAGCGACAACAUCCUGCUCGGCAUGGACGGCUCCGUCAAACUCACUGACUUCGGGUUCUGCGCUCAGAUCACACCAGAGCAGAGCAAACGCAGCACCAUGGUCGGGACUCCGUACUGGAUGGCUCCGGAGGUCGUGACCCGUAAAGCGUACGGCCCCAAAGUGGACAUCUGGUCGCUGGGCAUCAUGGCCAUAGAGAUGGUGGAGGGAGAGCCGCCCUACCUGAAUGAAAAUCCACUCAGGGCGCUGUAUCUCAUAGCAACCAACGGAACGCCAGAGCUGCAGAACCCAGAGAAACUGUCGACGAUAUUCAGAGACUUCCUGAACCGAUGUCUGGAGAUGGACGUGGAGAAGAGAGGCUCGGCUAAAGAGCUGCUGCAGCAUCAGUUUCUGAAGAUGGCGAAGCCUCUCUCCAGUCUGACUCCUCUCAUUCUCGCUGCCAAGGAAGCCGCCAAGAACAACCGCUAG